Molecule: messenger RNA, 3336 nt
Organism: Talaromyces rugulosus
Lineage: Eukaryota; Fungi; Ascomycota; Eurotiomycetes; Eurotiales; Trichocomaceae
Exons: 1
Coding region: 1-3336 (1111 amino acids)
Cellular component (GO): nucleus
Molecular function (GO): DNA binding; ATP binding; chromatin binding
Source: RefSeq, a predicted model, not a curated record
AUGGAGGAGUCCGUGCCGGACACUCCCAACGCCAGGGCGGCGCCCGAUGUUGAGGACGCCGAGACCGUUGCCACACUCCUGAUUGCGCCCAAGACACAGCAGCAGCAGACGCCGCAAUCGCAGCGGUUUACUCAGGUCACACAGCCCACUCAGAUCAUCGAGCGCACGCCCACCAAUGAGCCCAGCUCCGUCGUGCAGGUCGCCGCAUCCUCGCCUUUUGGUCCCUCGUCCUCUCCCUCGCGGCCCACGCCUGGCGGUGGCAUUCUCUCGACGAUGAUGGCCCCGAGUGGUACACUGUUUCGCCCGCCUGCUUCAAUUGCUCGGCCUCAGAAGCGAGCGCCGGCUCUCAGCGACGAGGAUCGGCCCAACUACGCUGGGGGUUCAUCGGAUGAAGACGAGCUGAGCUUGUUCGCAGAUAUCAAGCCGCGCACGUUUACGAAACCACCGGCGAAGAGCCCCGACAAGAUCAUGGAGUCCCCGUUGAAGCAAAACGAAGUUUCUAGUAAAUCGUUCAAAGACUUGACGGCUGGGUUUGCGUACCAGCCCGGCUCCAACAAUAAACGGUCUUUCGUCCGGCUGGACGGUGCUUACGAUUCUGGCUCGUCAAAAAGACAGAAACAAAACACAGUCUCCCGUGCCAUGCCUGUCGUAGACGGUGUUGGUGAUCUGGGCAUGAAGUCUGUGGACGAUAUUGAGGACUUUAGGAUGAAAACCCAGGUGUCACGGCUCAUGAAAUUAUUUCCAAGGCUCUCAUUUCAAAAAGUCCUGCGGAGCUAUCUAAACCACAAGGGAAACUAUGAUCAAACUUCAGAAUAUCUAGCAACACAGGAAGACGAAUCACGAAAGAGGUCCUCGUCACCAGAUGAGUUGACCACAUAUCCAGAAAACAAAUCGCGGCCUGCGAAACAAAAUAUCAAAUCUCAGCACAAGAUUCUUGACAGAUACACCAGCAAUGUCCAUAAAGCAGACGUUCCAGCCACAUCCGAUCUUGCAAAGGGCAGACGUUUGAUGAGAGGGCCCCGGCCUCGAACUGACUCGCGAGAACCUUCUCGUGGCAGUUCUCCCGUCUCAGACGCUGCAGCCACCAAACCAAAGGGCCGUCUGAUCCAGGGCAAAAAGUUCAAGAGACCUGACACACCUGAAGAAGCCGAGGAAGAAAGCUUUCCUUCUGAAUCCGACUCUGAUGUCGGUCCUGAAGAAGACAACAGUACGGUCGAGAAAAGAGUUCUUGAUUUUAUCAAUACUUGCACCGCAGAGGGCCUAGCAGAUCUCGCCUGUACCACGGAGGACAAUGCUUCGACUAUUCUUGAUGAACGGCCAUUUGGUUCACUUGACGCCGUCCGAGUAGUCAUGUCCAAAGAUGAGCCUCAGCCGACCAACCAGAAGAAGUCUCGAAGGGCCAAAAAGGCCAUUGGCGACAAGGUUGUCGACAAGGCGCUUGAAAUGAUGAAGGGCUACGAGGCUUGCGAUGCUUUGGUGGCUCACUGCGAAAAUCUCGGUAAACCGCUCACGGCCGAGAUGAAGAAAUGGGGAGUCGACAUGUUUGGCAACAAAGAAGGCGGCGAAUUAGAGCUUGUGUCUAUAGACCCUGAUUCAGGAAUCGGCACUCCCAUAACCGAUGAUGGCGAUGAUUCUGUAAUCGAUGGCGGUCGUAAAUAUCGAUUCGUCCCUCAGCCAAAGAUUAUUGACAGCAACUGGAAGUUGAAGAACUAUCAGGUUGUUGGAAUUAAUUGGCUUGCGCUGUUGUUUCAGAAAAAGCUCAGUGGCAUUCUGGCAGAUGACAUGGGUUUGGGCAAGACCUUCCAGGUGAUUGCCUUUCUCGCACACUUGUAUAUGCAGGGUACCAAGGGGCCUCAUCUUGUUGUCGUGCCGUCUUCUACACUGGAGAAUUGGCUUCGCGAGUUUAAAAAAUUCUGCCCAACUCUCAAUCUGAUGCCGUACUAUGCCAGACAGCAGGAGAGAGCGGAUAUUCGGGCAGCUAUCGAGGACAACGUGGAUGGCAUCAACGUGGUAAUCACCACAUACACUGUUGCAAAGGCCAAAGAGGACUCUCGAUUUUUGCGAAACAUGGGAUUUUGUGUCUGUGUUUUCGAUGAAGGGCAUGUGCUGAAGAAUAGCUCCUCGAAGAUCUACGAUCAACUCAACAGGAUACCCGCCGAGUUCCGACUGCUGCUGACUGGCACUCCUCUGCAAAACAAUCUCCAAGAACUGGUCUCGCUGCUCGGUUUCAUGCUUCCCGAUGUGUUCAAUCGGUACAGGGAGGAUUUGCAGACGAUUUUCACCAACAAGGCCAAGGUAACGGAUAGCACUGAGCAUGCGACGCUCCUAUCCGCUCAGCGGAUUGCACGCGCCAGAUCGAUGAUUGCGCCGUUUGUGCUCCGCCGAAAGAAGCACCAGGUGAUUGACUUGCCGGCAAAGAUCUCUCGCGUAGAGUAUUGCGAGAUGAACGAAAUCCAGAAACAGAUCUACGACGCAGAGAAUGAGGAAGUCCGAAAACUGCUCGCUGAUCGUGCGGCGGGUAUCAAGACUGGCAAUAGAUCCGCCAAUAUUUUAAUGAAACUGCGAUUUGCGGCCAUCCAUCCUCUGUUGAAACGAAGGCUAUACGACGAGAAAACCCUCAGCAAGAUGUCGCAGGCGUGCUUAAAGGAAGAAAUGUGGUCACUAUCCGAUCCAGAUAUUAUCUACGAGGAACUCUUGCCGUACAACGAUUUCGAAUGCCAUGCAAUGUGCAAAAAACACCCAAAGUCUCUUGGUCAGUUCGCUUUGCGCAAGCAGGAGUGGAUGUAUUCCGGCAAAGUGGACAAGCUAUGCGAACUGCUCAAGCGGUUCAAAGCCAACGGCGAUCGAACACUAAUCUUUUCUCAAUUCACGCUCGUCAUGGAUAUUCUCGAGUAUGUGCUGGAGACACUGGACAUGGGAUUUUUCCGGCUCGACGGGCGCACCAGCGUCGAAGACCGACAGUCGAUCCUUGAUGCUUUUUACCAGCAGACCGAAAUCCCGGUAUUCAUGCUAUCCACCAAAGCCGGCGGCGCGGGCAUCAAUCUGGCAUGCGCCAACAAGGUGAUCAUCUUUGACUCGAGCUUCAACCCACAGGAAGACGUGCAGGCUGAAAACCGCGCGCACCGCGUCGGACAAGUCAAGGAAGUCGAGGUGAUCCGUUUAGUCACAAAGAACACAAUUGAAGAGCAAAUGUACGCACUGGGCCAGACCAAAUUGGCGCUGGACCAGCGGGUGGUCGGCGAUGACGCAGCGGAGUCCAAGCGCACUGAGGAGGUGGGCAUGAAGGUGGUCGAGGAUAUGAUUGCGGCCAAUUUGGAUGAAAAGGGUCGCGAUUAA